Messenger RNA from Ochotona curzoniae (black-lipped pika), 960 nucleotides. RefSeq names its product charged multivesicular body protein 4A (gene CHMP4A). The coding region runs from base 46 to 714 and encodes 222 amino acids. Lineage: Eukaryota; Metazoa; Chordata; Mammalia; Lagomorpha; Ochotonidae. The record is from RefSeq and is a predicted model, not a curated record. Gene Ontology annotation, cellular component: multivesicular body; ESCRT III complex; cytoplasmic side of plasma membrane. Gene Ontology annotation, biological process: late endosome to vacuole transport via multivesicular body sorting pathway; vesicle budding from membrane. The transcript has 6 exons.
GGAAGUGCGGGGACACCGAGGGCGGAGGGAAGAGGCCGGUUCAAGAUGAGUGGGCUCGGCCGGCUCUUCGGGAGGGGGAAGAAGGAGAAGGGGCCAACCCCAGAAGAAGCAAUACAGAAAUUGAAGGAAACAGAGAAGAUCCUGAUUAAGAAGCAAGAGUUCCUGGAGCAGAAGAUUCAGCAGGAGCUACAAACGGCCAAGAAGCAUGGGACCAAGAAUAAGAGAGCUGCCUUACAGGCCCUGCGAAGGAAGAAGAGGCUGGAACAGCAGCUGGCGCAGACUGAUGGGACAUUGUCCACCCUGGAAUUCCAGCGGGAGGCCAUCGAGAAUGCCACCACCAAUGCCGAAGUGCUGCGGACCAUGGAGUUGGCUGCCCGAGGCAUGAAGAAGGCUUACCAGGACAUGGACAUUGACAAGGUGGAUGAGCUGAUGGCCGACAUCACAGAACAGCAGGAGGUGGCCCAACAGAUCUCGGAUGCCAUUUCUCGGCCUGUGGGCUUUGGAGAUGAUGUGGACGAGGAUGAGCUGUUGGAGGAAUUAGAGGAAUUGGAACAGGAGGAACUAGCUCGGGAGUUGCUGAAUGUGGGCGACAAGGAGAAAGAACCCCAAGUCGAAUUGCCCAGUGUACCCUCCACCCUUCUGCCUACAGGGCCAGCUCCCAAAGCAGAUGAAGAUGAAGCAGAGCUGAAGCAGUUGGCUGAGUGGGUAUCCUGAUGUGCCAGCUUGACCUCAUCUUCCUAACGCUGCCUUCAUUGGUUUACUCUCCUUAAGUGCCAUGUGCUGAACUAAAGUGGUGUAGCUUUUUGGUAUGCUCCUGUUGACGGAGACAGGGCUCUGUUGCUGUCCCAUCCCUGGCUCAAUUCUGGGGAGAGAACUUGGCUGCCGACAGAGUGCCUGCUGCUCCCUUCUUGCUGAUGGCAGGUGCAAUGCCCUCGUUCCCAAUAAAAGUGGGCAGGUGGA